Molecule: messenger RNA, 1062 nt
Organism: Orycteropus afer afer
Lineage: Eukaryota; Metazoa; Chordata; Mammalia; Tubulidentata; Orycteropodidae
Gene: LHX1
Product: LIM homeobox 1
Exons: 6
Coding region: 1-1062 (353 amino acids)
Biological process (GO): neuron differentiation; regulation of transcription by RNA polymerase II
Cellular component (GO): nucleus
Molecular function (GO): RNA polymerase II transcription regulatory region sequence-specific DNA binding; DNA-binding transcription factor activity, RNA polymerase II-specific
Source: RefSeq, a predicted model, not a curated record
AUGGUGCACUGUGCCGGCUGCAAAAGGCCCAUCCUGGACCGCUUCCUUUUGAACGUGCUGGACAGGGCCUGGCACGUCAAGUGCGUCCAGUGCUGUGAAUGUAAAUGCAACCUGACCGAGAAGUGCUUCUCCCGGGAAGGCAAGCUCUACUGCAAGAACGACUUUUUCCGCUUCGGAUCAGAGGUCAGCGUGGCCGCGGCAGCCGCGCCAGGAGCUGUCUCUGGAGAGGACAGCCAAGUCCCGCAGGCUCCCUUCUCUUCGCCAGCUGGCGCGCUGGGGGCUCAAGACGCGGCCCUGCUUGCAUCCUGGAAACGGUGGGUCCAGGUGGGCCCCCGAGGCCGGGCUUUCGCCAAGCGCGGAGGAUUGCCUAGAGCAGGCUCAGCCCGGCUGUGGCUUGCUGCAAGCGCCAAGCUAUACGGCUUUGGGCACCAAGGUUUGAACGUGGCGGCAGCCCAGCUGCGCCCACCCGGGCUCUCGGUGUCUGUAAUUGAACUGUCCUCCGAAUCUAAUCGGAAAGUCUGGUUCCAGAACCGGCGCUCCAAAGAACGGAGGAUGAAGCAGUUGAGCGCAUUGGGCGCACGGCGCCACGCCUUCUUCCGCAGUCCGCGGCGUAUGCGGCCGCUCGUAGACCGCCUGGAGCCGGGCGAGCUCAUCCCCAACGGGCCCUUCUCCUUCUACGGAGAUUAUCAGAGCGAGUACUACGGUCCCGGGGGCAACUACGACUUCUUCCCGCAAGGCCCUCCAUCCUCGCAGGCCCAGACGCCGGUGGACCUGCCCUUCGUGCCGUCGUCCGGGCCGUCCGGGACGCCGCUGGGCGGCCUGGAGCAUCCGCUGCCCGGCCACCACCCGUCGAGCGAGGCUCAGCGGUUCACCGACAUCCUGGCGCAUCCCCCCGGGGACUCUCCCAGCCCCGAACCCAGCCUGCCCGGGCCCCUGCACUCCAUGUCGGCCGAGGUCUUCGGGCCCAGCCCGCCCUUCUCGUCACUGUCGGUCAACGGCGGGGCGAGUUACGGGAACCACUUGUCCCACCCCCCAGAAAUGAACGAGGCGGCCGUGUGGUAG